Molecule: messenger RNA, 1880 nt
Organism: Scleropages formosus (Asian bonytongue)
Lineage: Eukaryota; Metazoa; Chordata; Actinopteri; Osteoglossiformes; Osteoglossidae
Product: sialin-like
Exons: 11
Coding region: 306-1799 (497 amino acids)
Biological process (GO): monoatomic anion transport; transmembrane transport
Cellular component (GO): apical plasma membrane
Molecular function (GO): transmembrane transporter activity
Source: RefSeq, a predicted model, not a curated record
CGUUGCUAUGGACGCGUCCCAAUAAGAAAUGACCGCACGUGCUUCUGCUCGCGCCACCGGUUGGCCGCUGUUACGAGCUCGUGCCUGUGCGAACGAGACAUCACGUGUCACAUGAGCGCACGAGCGACAGCGCCGCGCGCUCUCAUCAUUGCCGCUUUCGGACGCGCAGGAGAAUCCAGAAGGUUCCGAAGGGUCCCGACUUGUCUCUCUCUCCCUCUCACACACACACACACACACACACACACACACACACACACACACAGGGAUCGCAGCGACAGACGCACGUGCCACGUGUCCAGGUCAGGAUGGACAGCUCGUGCUCGCGCUCAGACUCGGACUCGGAGGACAGUCCGCAGCGGCCCCUCCUGCGGGACGGUCACGGGGGGUCCAGUGGGCCUGAGAAAGCUCCGGCGUGCUGCUCGUCCCGCUACGGCCUCGCUCUGCUCUCCUGCUACGGCUUCUUCGUCGCGUACGCGCUGCGGGUCAACCUGAGCGUCGCCAUGGUGGACAUGCUGAACGCCAACAGAACCGGGAACGUGAGCCCCUCCCUCUGCCCCGCCCGCAGCGAGGGCCCCGCCCGCCCCAUCCACAACCGCUCGGCCGCCCUGUACGACUGGGACUCGGAGACGCAGGGCUGGAUCCUGGGCUCCUUCUUCUACGGAUACAUCCUGACCCAGAUCCCCGGCGGCUACCUGGCGCGCAGGUACGGGGCCAAGUGGCUGCUGGGACUCGGAAUCCUGGGCACCGUGGUGUUCACCUUGCUCACCCCGCUGGCGGCCGACCUGGGCGCCGGGUACCUCAUCGCCGUGCGCAUCCUGGAAGGCGUCGGAGAGGGGGUGACCUUUCCCGCCAUGCAUGCCAUGUGGGCAUCGUGGGCCCCGCCCCUGGAGAGGAGUCGGCUCGUCACCAUCUCGUACGCAGGUGCCCAGCUGGGGACGGUGGUGGCCCUCCCUUUGUCCGGCCAGAUCUGCUUCUACCUGGACUGGACGUACGUCUUCUACGUGUUUGGGGCCGUGGGGCUGCUCUGGUUCCUGCUGUGGACGCUCCUUGUGAGCGAUGGUCCAGACAGCCACAGGAGAAUCUCGCCCCAGGAGAAGCGCUACAUCACGUGCUCCCUGAAGAACGAGCUGUCCCCGUCCUCAGACCGCAUCCCCUGGGGCUCCAUCUGCCGCUCCAUGUCCCUGUGGGCCAUCGUUGUGGCCCACUUCUCCUACAACUGGACCUUCUACACACUGUUGACCCUGCUCCCCACCUACAUGAGCAACAUCCUGGGCUUCAGCAUCCAGCAGAAUGGAAUGCUGUCUGCGCUGCCCUACCUGGGCUGCUGGCUCAUGGCGCUGCUCGGAGGCCAGGUGGCCGACCGCCUGCGGGAGACGUGCCUCUUCUCCACGGCAACCGUACGCAAAGCGCUCAGCGUCACCGGGAUGGUCGGCCCCGCCGUGUUUUUACUCGCUACGGGAUACACCGGCUGUAACUACAUCCUGGCCGUAGUCUUCCUCACCGUCUCCUCCUCCCUGGGUGGUCUCACCGCUUCUGGCUUCAACAUCAAUCACCUGGACAUCGCUCCUUCGUACGCAGGGAUCUUGCUGGGCAUCACCAACUCCUUCGCCACCAUUCCAGGCAUGGUGGGACCCGUGAUUGCGAGGGCCCUCACUCGAUACAACACGCUGCAGGAGUGGCAGACCGUCUUCCUCAUUUCGGCCGGGAUCAACGUGUUCGGGGCCGUUUUUUACACCGUGUUUGGGACGGGCGAGGUCCAGCCGUGGGCAGCGCGAAAGGGACGUGGCCACAGCUGCUAAAGGCCGAGACCAGGAAGCGCACAGGAGCUGGCUGUCUCUCUCUCUCUCUCUCUCUCUCUCUCUCUCUCUCUCUCUCUCUCU